CGAACAUUUUUCGACGGAGUCUAUUGGAACGACUAGGGCUAUCUGCGAGAAAAGGUCGAAGUUUUUUUUGCAACGUGCUGAUCCACAAGCAACCAGCUUGUAUAUGCUAUUUGGCGACAGCGCACUACACGCACGUUCCAUAUAGUUCCAGCUUACACUGGAAGCUCUCCAUGAUGGCGGACGACUGCCCCAUUUGCUGCGAGCCUUUUUCGCAGGCCGAUCACGCUUAUCCAUUGCAUUGCCCAACCCCCACUUGUGCCUUCAAUUUCUGCUGCAAUUGUGUCACUUCCAUCCAAAAGUCUGCUGCAGAUGGCUAUCAAGAAGCCUCCGACGGUUCUCGACAACUUAAAGUACAAGUCCAGUGCCCCCAGUGUCGGGGCAGCAGCACGUCCAAUAAUGCAAUUGUUCCUGCCGUUCUCUUAAUGCGGCAAGCUUCCGAGUUGGAGGCCGUAGUUUCGACGAAAGACUCAGACCUAUCGGCUACCGAGCUCGCCACCAAACACCAAUUUUGUCAAUCGUGGAGCCUGCGCGAUUUGAAAGAUGCCUUGGAAACGUUAGAAACGUACCACUACGAAAUCGGGAAAAAUAUCGGUCGGUCGAGUUUAGCGACGCUAGACUGGGAGUCCUGGGCCCACGCUUUACCGGAACAGGCCUCCGGCAACAAUAUGAGUUGUUUACCAUCAUGCAUGACCGGAGAUGGUGCCAAACACCCUAGCUCGGUAGAGAUAGACCCUUCAUUGUUUUUAGGACUGGACGAGUUCGUGACGCGAGAUGAGCAAGUCUUUGUUCACAAUCUCCUAACAUCCGGUGAUGUACAAGGUCUGGUUCAGGCAGCACAAAUAUUGCAAUCCAUCUUGCAACUUGCUCAAUCCGGUACCGCUACGAUACAAUCGGCAUCAACCAAGACACCAGUGCAGUUACAGAGCUUGCGCGAACGCUUUCCUCUUCCAGCCCGAAUGCCUCGUUCCGUCAAUUUGCCCGUCUAUGAUCCUAUGGCAAAAUACAAGUUGCUCAAGUUUGACAACAAGAAUACGCUGGAGAUUGCCUCACUCCACCACGGGGCCGGUAAACUGGGCUUGCGCAAGCGAGACGUGGUAACGCAUCUGGAAGGCGAAGCAAUCUUGGAUUACGAUGCCUUUGUCAGUAUGCUACAAGCCUACUACGAACAAGAUCCGGAAACCUCUCUAGCCUUGGUUGUCAAUGCAGACAAAGAAACGGCACAAGCUCUGCAAAGACGUUCGCAAACCAUUAUUUGCGCAUCUACGCGUAGGCUUUGA
Phaeodactylum tricornutum CCAP 1055/1 is the source of this 1277-nucleotide messenger RNA. RefSeq lists its product with no specific name. The transcript has 2 exons. The record is from RefSeq and is a predicted model, not a curated record. Lineage: Eukaryota; Bacillariophyta; Bacillariophyceae; Surirellales; Neidiaceae. Bases 171 to 1277 code for a protein of 368 amino acids.